This is a messenger RNA of Panonychus citri (citrus red mite), 613 nucleotides long. RefSeq names its product cytochrome c oxidase assembly factor 5-like. The transcript is spliced from 3 exons. Lineage: Eukaryota; Metazoa; Arthropoda; Arachnida; Trombidiformes; Tetranychidae. Bases 121 to 369 code for a protein of 82 amino acids. Gene Ontology annotation, cellular component: mitochondrion. The record is from RefSeq and is a predicted model, not a curated record. Gene Ontology annotation, biological process: mitochondrial respiratory chain complex IV assembly.
UCGAGGAAAAGAAAAGCAAAAAUUGACUCAUCUCAUGUUUUCCAUUUUCUUGUUUUCUCACAACAAAUACAAUUGUUAUUCUUUAAAUUGUUUGUUUAAUUUUUUUAUAUUCUAAUUGUGAUGAGGGUGGUGGAAACAGAGGAAGAGUACAAAGGCGACGGAAGAGCUUGUUAUGCCGUUCGAAUGGACCUGAAACAUUGUGUUCUUGAGUCCGAUUGUGUCAAAAAGGAUAAAAUCAGCCCUCAGGAGUGUUUGAGAAGAGCUCAUGAACUAUUGCCCGAUGAAUGUGUUAGAUUCAAAACACUAUUAACUAAUUGUAAACGUAGUUUGCUUGAUAACCGGAGACGAUUUAGAGGACGAAUUGAAUGAUCCUUAAUUGUUGGCCUUUCAAUUUUAGAAAUCAAGAUUUACACUUGUUAAUCCUGGUUGAACAUUCAGAGUCUAGUCAAGAAUCAACGGAAGAUCUUGUAAAAAGUUAACCUGUCCAACAAUUAACUUUUUAAAAUGAAUGUUAAUCGGUAGUAAUUAAAGGAUUGCGUGUAAGUGUAUUGUUUGUAAUUAGAUAAAUUAACAAUUAUUUAAAUUGUUCACAAUAAACUAAUACAAAUUUUCA